AUAUUGCACCAGAACACCAAGGAUAACAACUCCAGAUUGCUGUAAGAAAGAUGGCAACUUUCUUUCGUUCUCCGCCUGUUGUCUCUCAUCCUGUAGUUAGAACUCAGCAUUUAUCUUCAUCAUCACAACCUCCGCCACCACUUCCGCCUUCUCAGCCACCGUUGCAACAGCCGCCCCUUAUUAAGACUUCACAAGAGCUGCAGCCGCCAUUGCCGGUGGCUUCAGCACAAGGUGGUAAGGCCAGGAGUACAAGUGCUGAUUCGACUGAUUGGAUAGCUUCGAGCUUGACAAGAAGGUUUGGUCUUGGUGCUGGGCUCGCUUGGGCAGGUUUUCUAGCAUUCGGUGUUGUUUCUGAACAAAUCAAGACCCGUUUGGAAGUCAAUCAGCAAGAAGCAAAUACAAGAGAUGUAGAGAUGGAAGAGGAGGUGGUGUUACCUAAUGGCAUAAGGUACUAUGAGAUGAGAGUGGGUGGUGGUGCUACACCAAGGAAAGGGGAUUUGGUGGUGAUAGAUAUCAAAGGAAAUGUGGAAGAUGGUGUAUUUGUGGACACUUUUGGUAAGGACAAGAAACCCUUGGCUUUGGUGGUUGGGUCAAGGCCUUAUAGCAAGGGAAUGUGUGAAGGGAUUGAGAUGGUUCUAAAAUCCAUGAAGAAUGGUGGAAAACGAAGAGUCAUAGUUCCUCCUGCUCUCGGCUUUGGAGACGAGGGUGUGGAUUUUGGUACUGGCAUUAAGAUUCCUCCUUCUGCGACGCUUGAGUAUAUUCUCGAGGUCGAAAAGGUUUCAAUUGCACCAUCUUGAUUUUAUGCAUGGAGCCAUUGUUUGUAUUUGGGUUUAUUUGGUGUCGUGGUAUGACACUGCUCGAUCUCGAAACUCCAAAAGAAGCAUGUACUUUCCAGCAUUCUUCUUGAUCCGAAGCUUCAAAAAAUAUAUAAUACAAAAAGAACAUUUUAAAUGAA
Molecule: messenger RNA, 955 nt
Organism: Cynara cardunculus var. scolymus (artichoke)
Lineage: Eukaryota; Viridiplantae; Streptophyta; Magnoliopsida; Asterales; Asteraceae
Product: peptidyl-prolyl cis-trans isomerase FKBP17-2, chloroplastic-like
Exons: 3
Coding region: 51-797 (248 amino acids)
Cellular component (GO): chloroplast
Molecular function (GO): peptidyl-prolyl cis-trans isomerase activity
Source: RefSeq, a predicted model, not a curated record